AUGAUGAAAGCUGAAGCACCUGUUGAUGAAUCGUCUGCCUCGUUGGGAAGUACUCUCUUGCGGCCUCUCUCCACGUUUCACCAAACGUUGAUUGACCGUCUUGCUCCACAUAGAAUUAUACGUUGGCUCAUUGCGUUCUUUUUGUUAUGUCUCUACAUCACCCGUGUGGCAUACCUCCAGGGCUUUCACAUCAUCAGCUACGCCCUUGCUAUUUAUUUGCUCAGUCUUUUCAUAGCUUCGAUAUCCCCCAAGGUUGAUCCUGCGUUCGCUGAAAUAUUUGACGAAGCACCCACUCUACCCCGGACUGAAGGUGACGAGUUCAGACCGUUCAUCCCCAGAUUGUUGGAGUCGAAAUUCUGGUUAUCCACAGUGAGAGCCAUUACAGUCAGCAUUAUCUGCACGUUCUUCCCAUUUUUGGAUAUCCCGGUGUUUUGGCCAAUUCUCGUUCUCUACUUUCUUAUGCUAUUCACGCUUAUGAUGAAACGGCAAAUCAAGCACAUGAUCAAAUAUCGCUAUAUGCCAUUCACCUAUGGCAAGCCGAAGCACGCGGGGAACAGCGGGAAGGAGCAACCGAGCCCUAAUCUAACAUUUGGAUCAUAA
Dicrocoelium dendriticum is the source of this 600-nucleotide messenger RNA. The record is from the annotation of a GenBank genome assembly. NCBI's taxonomy places the organism in Eukaryota, Metazoa, Platyhelminthes, Trematoda, Plagiorchiida, Dicrocoeliidae.